AUGGGAACUCGAGAGGUCUACGAAGAGAAACUAAGGACCGGAAAUCUCCACCACGAUCCCACCCUCAACCCUGGCCUCGGUUCUCCUCGAUGCCCUCGCUGUCUCUCUCUCCUCAACCCUAAUUCCGAAAGAGGCGAGUGGACCAUCACUCCUGUCUUGCACGACGCCACUGCUGUCGCUGGCUCGGGGAUUGGUGGUAUGCUUAGUGCAGUUUAUGGUCUGAAUACAGGUUUACCGUACAUUCAAAAUGGUCUGAAGGGACCAAAGUGGCUUCCUUUUGUAGUUGGGAUUCCUCCAUUGUUGAUAUUCUCAGGCAUAAGUGCUGCAUUUGGAGGUUAUGUGCUUCCAAAGUUCACUCAGCUCACUGUAACAUCCUAUUAUGCUUCCUCGAGUGCCUCGCAUUAUGGAAUCUCUCUUCUUACCCGACACGUUGAAGAGAACUACAGUUCCAAAAAUCAGCAUCUCAAGAGACUCUGA
This is a messenger RNA of Sphenostylis stenocarpa, 477 nucleotides long. The record is from the annotation of a GenBank genome assembly. NCBI's taxonomy places the organism in Eukaryota, Viridiplantae, Streptophyta, Magnoliopsida, Fabales, Fabaceae.